UGUUUCUUCCCCCUUGUGUGUAUUGCUGUGGCCUCAUGCCAUUCGUCAACCGCACGUACCUACCAAAAGCCUUGCCGUACACAGAAACAGCCACUGAACGCAUCUUUUAUAACCAUCGCCGUUUCCUCUGUUAACAACAGCCGCAUUUUCUUUUCUUCACUUUCUCUCUCAACAAAGGCCAUAAACCCCUUCAAUUAUAUUCUUCCAAAUGGUCUCCAAAAACCCAAACCCCUCAGAGGGCUUCUACUUGGAUUCCCCCGGCAUGGCGCUUCCUGGCCUUGGUCCCUUCGCCUCCGUCACCACCGCCGCUGCCGCAGCUACCACGUCUGCUUCCACCGCUAAUUCAUCGGAUGACCCUUCGAAGAAGAUCCGGAAACCGUACACUAUAACCAAGUCCAGAGAGAGCUGGAGCGAACCCGAGCACGACAAAUUCCUUGAAGCCCUCCAACUUUUUGAUCGUGACUGGAAAAAGAUUGAAGCAUUUGUUGGAUCAAAGACAGUUAUACAGAUACGCAGCCAUGCACAGAAGUAUUUUCUAAAAGUGCAGAAGAGUGGAGCAAAUGAACAUCUGCCUCCACCCAGGCCAAAAAGAAAAGCUGCUCAUCCAUAUCCUCAGAAGGCUUCCAAAAAUGCUUUGAUACCCUCUCAAAUGUCAGGAUCCUUUCAAUCUUCAUCUCCUCUGGUUGAACCUGGAUAUGUAAUAAAGCCUGAUUCCUCAACAAUGAUCAAAACUCCAGUUACUAAUGCUGCAGUGUCUUCUUGGUCAAACAGCACUUUGCAGACGACCAAUUUACUGCAUGGGCCCAGAAUGAAUAAUAGUUGCAGUAGCGGUGAAAGCACUCAGAGAGCACGGCCAAUUGGUGCAUCCACUGGUCAAGGGAAUAAUAGCCAUCCGUUGAGAGUUCUGCCAGACUUUGGCCAAGUUUACAAGUUCAUUGGCAGUGUAUUUGACCCAAAAGCCAGUGAGCAUCUGCAGAAACUAAAAAAGAUGGAUCCUAUAGAUGUUGAGACGGUACUACUGUUGAUGAGAAACCUGUCUAUCAAUUUAGCAAGCCCAGAUUUUGAGGAUCAUAUUCAAUUGAAUGACUGGAUUGGGCCUUAAAGAAGUUCUGUCUUCCUCAUAUGGGAGAAGGUUGCUGUCUUCUUAUGAGGUAGAACCAGGGGCCAUCUAGCUAUCUCAAUGCAGAAGGACCCGUAUGCAACAAGCAGUUGAAUAGUGUCAAAAUUCAAUGUGAGGUGGUGAAGUCAGGAAAUGUCAUCCUUUUUUCUGCUAUGAUAUGCAGUGGCAACGUUGUCCAUGAAUAGCGCUGGAUGAGCUAAAGUAUGCCGGGAAAGGGCAACAAGCUGAGAGGUUUCUGCUUCAGUCGAUUAUGAUACCGUUCUAUGCGUAAUAGCUGCUGUUACUCAGCCAAGCAAGGCCUUUAUUCUCUAUUCAUUUUCGUGCCAUACUGUAUAUAAUAAAAAUAUAACACCACAUAAGUACAAUAAUGUUGCGAGAAUGUAUAGCUUACAUAGUUUUGUGUCGGUCUGUACAGUUCCAGAGCUCUACAUUUUUUUUCCCCUGGACCAGUACAGUACCGAUUCUGUCUGAGUUUUGACCAAACUUCAAAAUACCUGUAUGUGAGACAAGUUCUGUAGUAAACUUAAACUAAUGUUCUGAGUGCAGAUUUUUGGGCGCUGCAUGUGAUGGUAGUUGAAACUCCAGGUUCAUAUGGGAAGUUCAUACUCAUUUAUUUUCUGUGGUA
Molecule: messenger RNA, 1745 nt
Organism: Neltuma alba
Lineage: Eukaryota; Viridiplantae; Streptophyta; Magnoliopsida; Fabales; Fabaceae
Product: protein REVEILLE 6
Exons: 9
Coding region: 209-1102 (297 amino acids)
Molecular function (GO): DNA binding
Source: RefSeq, a predicted model, not a curated record